CCACUGUUCGCUUGUCAGGCUCCAAAUAAAGUUCUUCGGGGCUUUGAAUUUUUUUUUUUAAAGCGCCCGCUGCAGUCGCGGCCGCCGCGGGCGAGAGCGGCCGAGUCCCCGCCCCGCCACUUCCGGUCCCGCCGCCUCGAGCCGGUGCGGCUGAGAGGGGCCGCGUCUCGCCGCUGCCGCCGCCGCUGCCGCCGCCGCCGGCCGGCCGGGCAUGGUGUUGGGUGCCGGGCCCGCCUCGCCUGUCUCGGGGUGCCCAGGGGAAAGGUGGCAGUAAUGCUGACGCUUGCGAGCAAACUGAAGCGGGAUGACGGUCUCAAAGGGUCCCGGACGUCAGCCACGGCCUCCGACUCCACUCGGAGGGUGUCUGUGAGAGACAGGCUGCUUGUUAAAGAGGUUGCAGAGCUUGAGGCUAAUUUACCGUGUACGUGUAAAGUGCAUUUUCCUGAUCCAAACAAGCUCCACUGCUUUCAGCUAACUGUAACCCCAGAACUGGGUGUCAGAUGGGGAAAGCACAACCCUGCCAUGUGCCUCCAUCCUGUGACCUUUGUCCACUGGGAUGUUUGUGCCUUGGGGCAGUGCAUCAUGGUAAGAAGAGAGCUGAGAAGCCAACCUUCUGCUUCUAGUGGGGACAGCUAUGAGAAGGGAGAGGGAAGGAGUGGCCGGUGGGAGUCUGACCUCGUGAGACUGUCAGGCAGCUUUCUUUUAGGGAAUGCACCCGGACACUGGCCACCUAGAAGUGGAUUCUCCUGGAGCUGUUUGUGCCCACAGACCCCUUGGCCAGUCUCCUCCCAGGAAUACCCCUAACCUGGCUGAAAGUCAGUGGCAUAUGGUUCCUCUCCUUGUAACCCUGAGGGGCGGGGAUAGGCUGGCCCAGUGAGCUGGAUGCCAGGAACUUUCCUGCUGUGUUUCACUGUUGUACUUGAACUGUUGUCCCAGUUAUCUGAGAAGCAGGAGGUUUUCAGUCGCGGCAGCCUCACACAGUGAUGCAGUGGGCCGUCCCAGACUUGGAUGUGGCACACGCUGGGUUACGGACGCUGUACACGAACCCUGUGCCUGCUGGUCCAGAGCUGCGCGGCCUUUCUCAGUCUCCACCCUGCAAGGCGCCAGCUUGGGAGCCGGACCCGGGAGGUGGGUCAGCAAGAAGUCUUCACUGGGGCCUUCGCUGAGAAAAUCACAGGAAAUAAGAGUUGCUCUUAAGUGUGUUUCCUCUCCGUACAGUCUGCUUGCUCCCCAGCUGCUUUUUAAGUAGGACAUGGCGUUUCUAUGCAAAUUCAAUAAAUAAAUAGAGUGGCUCGGGUCCCAAAGCUGUGUAUGUCCUUAGACGAGGAGACAAGGAGUGCUGCCUCAGCAGCAGAUCGUUCUCCUGACACAGACAAAAACUAGAACUCUCCGCUUCCUGUGUGUCUUCAACCAGUUCAGAGAUGAUAAAUUGUAGUAAUUAUUAAAUGAGGGCUUGGCUAGGACAGAGGAGUAUGGUAAAAUCGAACCCCCAUUAGACCAAAUCACAGCUUCUCUGGAACUGGUUGGCAGCCUUGUCGAAACUACAUGAUCGUGAAGUGGAAGGCCAACUAGAGAAAAACCGCAGUGUGGCAGGAUGCGGUGACUGGAGCACAGCCCGGAGGAGCGAGAACAGGCGAGAGCAGACGCGGCGCUGCACCGGGAGCUGGGGCGACAGCACGCACAGCGCCCGCCGCACCGCGUGCAGAGCCCAGCGCCAGAUCCCCCUGCCGCGGGGGCGCCCGGUGACACAGGAGCCUCGCCGGGGCAGAGCCCCCGGUGGGCGUGGCUGUGCUCUCAUGACUUCAGACCUGCGAUGCCCUUGUUUGCAGAGUUCUUGUAUCUGGAGGGAAAAUUUUUCCCCCAAAACAGCCUUUUCUAAAGACUCUCGGUGCUGUCAGUCACUGAUCCAGGGGUGCCAGUGAGGGCUAGAAAUAGCCGCAUCGGAUGAGUGGGGAAGGGUAGAAUAAUCUAGGCCGCAUGACGGUCGAGGCCAGCCGUGAGGAAGAACAUGCUGCCUCGUUCCCGUGAGUGAGUGGGCUGCGGAGUACAUGAAACCGUAAGAUCGCUGUGAGAAAGUAGGGAGAUGAGAUGUUUCUGUCAUCUGGGUUGGGAAAGAUCUUUGUGAGCACAGGACCAAAGACACACCGCAGGAAGACUGGCUUCAGGGCAAGAACUAGUUGAACCACACAAUCAGUGAUAAACCAGCAGACUAAGAAACACUGUAGCAAAUACGAAAGGCAGAGGUUGAUCUUCCUAAGAGCUUUUCUAUAUUGGUAGUUAAAAGAUGAAUACUUGGGUGAUAAAAGGACAGUUAAAGAACAUCAGUCAUUCGGUUCUUGCUUUAAAAAUGACCCAUAAUAUGAAAUAAAUUUCAGCCUCCCUGCUUUUCAGAUGAAUGUAAAACAGAAAUACGGUCUUUCUCCUCUGUCACACUGGCAAAGAAUGAAAACAUUGGGGUCUGUAGAUGUUGACACAGUCUCGGAAAAUUGUGUUGUAGUGAUGAUUUGUUUGACACUAACAACUCUGUAUUAAAUAUUUAUUUUAUGUAAGCAGCUGAGGGAAGCAAUAAUAUGUAGUAUUGUUGAUUUGUUCACAGUGAUAAAUAUUUGGGGGAAAGUUGAACUUUCUUAUUAAAGAUGGUGUUAAUUUUGCCAGACUGUGAAGUUCAGAGUAACUGAAAACCCCGGUGCAUUUCCAGCUUGGAGCACAGGCGUGAGCGCCCUCUGCUGGCAGCAGCACGAGUAGCGCCCACAAUUCAUCCGCAGGCCAGGCUCGCCUGGGGUGGGUGGACUCUUAGCAGAGGCAGAGGCGGCUGGCGCAGUUGCGACUGUGCUGUGGGGUCUGUGACCUGGUGCCACCCUGCCUCCACACGUCCUCCUGCAUGCCCACCGGUGCCCUCCAGCCCCGUUCCAGGGGGCGCGCUCUGUUCAGAAGGCUGCACCGAGCACUCAGCCAGUCGGCUCGCAAGUGUUGACUGUGCACGCUCACUGGGGCAGGGGCUGUGUGCUUCACUGCCUGUCCCCAGGGCCUGGAGCACCCCUCGGACCUGACACUCUCAUGGGGCAGCCAGCCGCAAAGAGAUGACCUUGCAGCUUACCCAGGAUGGUUACCUGUCAUGAGAUGUGUUUGAAGGGGGCACACGGGCGCUGUGAUGCGGAGUGGGACGGGGCCGAGGUGAGAACAGGGCUACCCGGGCCGGCUCUGGGCGGCUGAGGGAUGCCAGCGCCUCCCCUGAGCGCACAUGGCCGGCGAGGAGACGGACAGCAGGCAGGGUCGCGGGGAGCCGAUUUCAGUUCAUCAUCAGGGCAGGGGCAGGAUUUGGGGACGUAAGGAAGGAAUCCUGCAGUCUUGUUUUUUAACUCUUAAUUCUCUGUUUUUGCCGUAUCCUAACAUAGUGUUUGCUUUCUGUUAACUUUUUUUUUUUAAUUUAA
Molecule: messenger RNA, 3431 nt
Organism: Neofelis nebulosa (Clouded leopard)
Lineage: Eukaryota; Metazoa; Chordata; Mammalia; Carnivora; Felidae
Gene: UBE2F
Product: ubiquitin conjugating enzyme E2 F (putative)
Exons: 5
Coding region: 274-804 (176 amino acids)
Biological process (GO): protein neddylation
Cellular component (GO): nucleus
Molecular function (GO): NEDD8 transferase activity
Source: RefSeq, a predicted model, not a curated record